Messenger RNA from Annulohypoxylon truncatum, 1965 nucleotides. RefSeq lists its product as uncharacterized. The transcript has a single exon. Lineage: Eukaryota; Fungi; Ascomycota; Sordariomycetes; Xylariales; Hypoxylaceae. The coding region runs from base 1 to 1965 and encodes 654 amino acids. The record is from RefSeq and is a predicted model, not a curated record.
AUGUUCCGCUUUUGGAGUUCAGAUUCGAGGGGAAGCGAUAAGACUCUACAAGUUGAACAACCCAUGCUUGAUUUCGGAAAGCCUAUUCAUCCGUGGGUGUCGUCAGAGUCUUCAGUUACUACUACUACUACCAUAUCUUCGCCAACGACUCCGAAGCGGCGCAAGCAGAGCAACGUCGCGAUAGCAUCGCAACAGGCUCCAGCUUCGUCCGCUCGAAAGCGGGCGAGGACAGAUGAUAAUGAUGAAGGCGAUCGCGCAAAGGCGCAUAAGAAGGUGGCCUUGUCGGUAGAGAAAGGUGAAAGGGAUGUGCCGCAGGCUGUGUCGUGUGAACCCGACAUGGAUCGUGCUAGAGAUAUUAUCGAGGAACAGUUCAGCCUUGAGAUUCUACUCAAGCACGACGAGCUACGGUUGAUUAAUCAAGAACUUGCCAAAUGCCAGGUGGCUUUGGAGCAACUGCGCAGGUGUCAUCUAAUACCGUAUCCACAGAAUGUUCCCACGCCGGAACAAAUGGUGAAUAUCAUGAACGGAUCAGGCGCGGCCUUGCGACCGAAGUCAGGCGAACAGUUGCCUCAGUGGGCACCACCUUUUGGCGUUACUGAUGGUCCGUAUGCGCGGCACUACGCCAAGUGGCUCAUUCCUGACCCUAAGUUCGACGGCAUCCACCCCGUGGCUCCUGCUCAGACCGAGACUUCACGAUUCAGAACAUCGGUGGAUGGUAGAUCGACAAGAAAUAGUUUCACCGAGUCAAGCGCGUCUCAAGGUAGAGGACGGCCCGUGAGGGGAUCCGCAGGACAAAAACUCCAGGCCCUAUCCAGUGGUUAUCCACCUCCUAAAGACAAGAGCGGCCCUUGCGUCUUGAAGCGAUCCGACGGAAAGACUGUGAAGCUUGUUUGCAUAGAUUGUCAUCGCGAGAAUUUCUCAAGUACACAGGGGUUCAUCAACCAUUGUCGCAUAGCACAUAAGAGGGAUUUCAAGAGUCAUGAAGAAGCUGCGGUGCACUGUGGCCAUCCCAUUGAGGUCGCUGACUCUGGGGGUAUUGUAGGAGAAGAGAAAUCUGUCAGCCAAACCGCUCCCCCGUCCGGCCUUGUCCACCCUUUCGUCCGAGAGAAUGCUAUGUCCGAAUCCGAGGCUUGCUUCUCUGUUGUGCGUCGUAUUGAAGAAUCAUUGGAGAUGUAUCGCCGGGGCCAGUUGCCUGGCGUUUCCUCGAUCCCAGGCGCUGCUGGAAGCUCUCAGAGAGCUCCCACUAACGCUGCGCAACAGUCGAACUUCUCUCCUUCGGCUGACUCCCCACAUCUCUCCCGUCUGCUUCAAAGCAGAGGUUUCAAUGGCAACCUAGGCACUCUCAUCAGUGAAUCUAAGGCUAAGGUAGACUUAGACCAAUUCUUUUCCCCCGAAGAUGAGUCGUCAGAUGAAGUUGAUCUAGGUGGUAAUGGCAACGUUCGUGGUACCGGAACUGUGGCCCCGUCCCUCGUGCGGGUUCCUGCGAGGGCAACGAUGUCGCCCGCUCUUGCUACGACUCGACCUACCAGUAGCAAAGGCCAUCCGCUUGUGCCAUAUGCUACCCCUGUACCAACACCCGCCCCACGAGUCACAUCAGGCCCCGAGCCGGAGAUGAUCGUAGAUGACGACAUGUUGGACGUGGAUUUGAGUCCUCAUACUGCCGUCAGCAACAAUGCGCCAUCACUUGUUAGUGACGAUGGCGAAUACGAUGAUUCAGAAGCCGAUUCCGAGGUCGAAUCUGAAGUGAACGACAGCAUUGGAGCGCAGUCCAUCUCGGAUGUUGACGAGAUUGACAUCGACGACGAUCACAGCGGUGCACGCUCUAUUAGACAUCACCGUGGCUCCACUGGCGCUGGAGCUGGGACGACGGUACGCCUACGUAAGGAUGAUUCCAAACACGUAACUUUUGUGAGUCCUAUCAAGGGCAACGGGAACGACAACCAGCGACGAGGAGGUCGAAGAUAG